Molecule: messenger RNA, 801 nt
Organism: Talaromyces amestolkiae
Lineage: Eukaryota; Fungi; Ascomycota; Eurotiomycetes; Eurotiales; Trichocomaceae
Exons: 1
Coding region: 1-801 (266 amino acids)
Biological process (GO): ubiquinone biosynthetic process; cellular respiration
Cellular component (GO): mitochondrion
Molecular function (GO): ubiquinone binding
Source: RefSeq, a predicted model, not a curated record
AUGAGACCGAUUUUGCGCCCUCAGCCAUUCUUAAGGCAUUGCACAUUACAACACCAAGGAGAUAGACUCAUAUCGACCACAAAUAAUUCUUCAAUAUCAGCAGUCGCAUGUCGCCAUGCAUCAACCUCCAAAUCCGCCUUGAUAGCAUGUUCGCAGCAAUCGCCAUUGACACUACGACAAUCAACCCGGCUACGAACACAAUAUCUACAUCCCACCCGCCACAACCGAUCAUUUAUCAACAUCCCCAACAUCUUCAACAAUAACAACAACAAUACUCCACAAGCAAUCCGCACCCUCCGCGCCUCCCGCACAUUACCUUUCCCCCCCUCCCCGCUCUACGAAAUCAUCGCUUCAGUCGAAUCCUACGCUGAAUUCCUGCCUUUUCUCGGCGCCUCAACCGUAACAGCGCGCGACCCGAAAACGGGGUAUCCCUCGCAGGCAUUCCUGACAGUAGGCUACGGCCCCUUCACAGAAACGUUUACGUCCCGCGUAAUAUGCGAUCGCGACAAUUGGACUGUUGAAGCUAAGAGCGGUGGUGGUGUAGGUGAGGACGGGAAACCGAUCCCGGGCGCGGAUGAAGGGUUGUUUAGUCAUUUGAGUACGAAAUGGGAGCUUGUUCCAAGGCCCUCUGCUUCGGCAGGAAGUGCUGGCGCAGAGACGGAGGUGAGGCUCGAGAUUCGGUUCAGGUUUCAGAAUGCCAUGCAUACGGCUAUGAUGUCUGCGGUGGAGGAUAAGGUUGCUGGAGUGAUGAUUGAAGCGUUUGAGAGGAGGAUUAAGGAGCAGAUGACUUUGGGUCGAUGA